Messenger RNA from Sinocyclocheilus anshuiensis, 1743 nucleotides. Its product is annotated as Wilms tumor protein homolog. Gene Ontology annotation, cellular component: nucleus. Gene Ontology annotation, biological process: regulation of transcription by RNA polymerase II. Lineage: Eukaryota; Metazoa; Chordata; Actinopteri; Cypriniformes; Cyprinidae. Gene Ontology annotation, molecular function: RNA polymerase II cis-regulatory region sequence-specific DNA binding; DNA-binding transcription factor activity, RNA polymerase II-specific. The transcript has 9 exons. The coding region runs from base 122 to 1342 and encodes 406 amino acids. The record is from RefSeq and is a predicted model, not a curated record.
AGGACCUCUUCAAGCUCUUUUCUUUGAGAUUUAGAUUUUUCCUGUAGCUUUGAGCGCAGGUUCUUCUUGAAAUCUAGUCUGCAGAUAUUCAAGGGUGUUGCAACAAAGAAAAUCCUCCUAAAUGCUGACAGAGACGUGUGGCCUGAUGGGAUCGGACGUCAGAGACCUGAGCACCCUGCUUCCAGCGGUCCCGAACGCAAACUGUUCCCUGCCCGUCGGCGGAGCUCCGCAGUGGGGACCGAUGCUGGACUUUCACCCUGCCUCCCCGUAUGGAUCUCUUCCCUCCCACUCCUUCAUCAAACAGGAGCCGGGCUGGGGGCCUGCAGACCCUCACGAGGAUCCGCACUGCGGUUUGGGGGCCUUCACCGUGCACUUCUCGGGGCAGCUCAUGGGGAUGCACGGGGCAUUUGCUGAUUCUCCGUCCAGUCAGAGCAGGAUGUUCUCCAGCGGGCCUUAUCUGCCAGGCUGCAUGGACAGCCCUCGCACCCAGGGUUAUGGUACAGUAGCAUUAGAUGGAGCUCCCAAUUACGGACACACACCUGCUCACCACACUCCACCAUUCCCCAUCAAUACCUUCAAACAUGAGGACCCCAUGUCCCCCCAAAGCACCAUGGGUGAACAGCAGUACUCUGUCCCACCGCCUGUCUACGGGUGCCACAGUCCUCCUGACAGUCAGAACCUGCUUUUGAGAAAUAGCUUCAACAGUGAUAAUCUCUACCAAAUGGCGUCUCAGUUGGAACGCGCUACCUGGAAUCCUGUCAGCUCACUGACACCCAGCAUAAAGAGUCACAGUGGUGGUUAUGAGGCCGAAGCGUCUGCAGGAGCUCCGCUGGUGUACAACUGCAGCACUCAGUAUCACAUACACACACAUGGUGUGUUCAGAGGAGUACAGGAUGUGCGGAGAGUACCAGGCAUCGCUCCCUCCAUUAAAUCAUCAGAGAACAGCGAGAAACGGCCUUUCAUGUGUUCUUACCCCGGCUGCAGUAAGAGAUACUUCAAACUGUCCCACCUGUAUACAACAUGCUUUCACAACAGGUCACACACAGGUGAGAAGCCCUACCAAUGUGACUACACAGACUGCGGCCGCAGGUUUUCCAGAUCUGACCAACUCAAGAGACACCAGCGCAGACACACAGGCGUCAAACCCUUUCAGUGUGAGACAUGUCAAAGAAAGUUUUCACGCUCAGACCAUCUUAAGACCCACACUCGGACUCAUACAGGUGAGAAGCCGUUUGCGUGCCGCUGGCCCAGCUGUCAGAAGAAGUUCGCCCGCUCAGAUGAGCUGGUCAGACAUCACAGUAUGCAUCAGAGAAACAUGAGCAAACUCCAGGCUGCUGUUUGAGACACUGUACAUGCACUGUAUAUAUAAACACACACACAUUGAAACACUCUCAACAGUUAAGACCUGUCAGUCAGUGAACUGCACUGCCGAUCUGAUAACAUGAAUCAUAGCAUCCCUAUAAGAGAGAAAAUGGUGCGAAUGCAUAUAUAAAUAUGGAGUUUUAUUGAAGUUUGCCUUAUUGUAUUUGACAUGGAACACUGCCAUUUGCUGAACAAUGUGUCUGCAUCAUUUUGGGUCAUCUCAUUUUGUACUUUUUCCAUUUGUAAUAGUUUUUUUUUUUUUUACAUAUAUGGACAGUUGAUUGCACUGGGUAUACUUGUUUUUUGUUUAAUUGGCAAGAUGUGCUGGGUCACUUUCAUUUCUUAAUUCGGAAAAUAAAUUGUGGAUGAGUGAGAAACGGC